AUGAGGUACCUUUUUCACAAAAUUUACUCCAAAUCUCAAAGAUUAUCAAGUUGAAAACACCAGUUUGACCUCGGGAAAGAUUCUCAGAGAAAGUGGUCCGAAUAAUGGGAGUGUAGAGCAUCAGAAUUUCGCCAAAUUGAGACUAAAAGUUGGGAUUUUGGGACGAGAAUCGGAGAAAAUGUCUACUUAAAGGACAGAUUUGAACGAUAAGAAAGAUUACCACUUGCAACCUCCUGGCCGCAUUUAGAAUGGCUCGAAGGUUGCGGACGCGCUGCGGCUUCAAUGAGAAACUUCAAGAUUUCACUGACUCGCACAGAAACCGCUUUGCAGCCGUUACGCAUUGAGCCAUUCUCUAUGCGACUAAAUUGUGACCACUUGAACUAAAUCAACUGUACUUGUAGUAAAAUCUUCUUAUAAAAAAUGUCCACUUUCGUUUCUCAUUCUUUUUUCAAAUGAGAGUUUUCGGUUUAUUCUCGUUCUUUUUUUCGCUGCUAAUCUUCCUAUGUCUAUUCCAAAAGUUUUAGUACUGAAAACAAUUUUUAAAAAAAUUUGUUAGCUUUCGAUUAAUUAUUAUUGAAACUUAGCCCUUGAAAAAAAUUUUUAAUGAAAAAUGAUUUCAUAUAUUAUUUUUUUGCCUGGAAAGGAGUAAUGAUGACCCUGUUGAUUUAUCGAAUAAUCAGAACUAAAGAUAGAAGCGCCGUGGUCAGACGUGGAAUGGCUCAGAUCCAGACGAUUUAAAAUUCAGCGAAAUUUAAACAAAAAAAAUUUGAUGCUUUACGAUACCGGAGCACGUCCGUUUAUACCGGCGCAAGCCGUUUCAAGACUGGAGUGCUCAAAAAUAGGCGGUACAUUUUUCAAUCCAUUCCAUCACGUUGUUCCGAGACGAUGUUGAUAAUUGAAAUGACUUGAUUGAAAUCUAUCUUUUAAGCGUCAAGAGGAACUUCACAAAAAUUAUAGCUAGCUCAAAAUCAUGUUCAAAUGGUAUUAUUUUUUGGUUUACGAAUUCUGAAUCAUUUACAAAAUAAAUGGGAAAAUUUUCGUUUUAAGAUUGAAGGUGCCAUGUCCUUUCCAAAUAUAAUUGAAAAGCUAACAAAUUAUAAAAAAAAAAACUUAAUAUCGGGUUUUAAAAAAGCGUCUCUGAAUAGUGAGUAAUUUCAUUAUGAUUUUUUUUUUUGGACUUUUCCGUGUUCUAGAUCCUUCCUGAAAGACUGGAAAAUGGGUUGACUUUUCAGAUAAAACCUGAUAGAAACUUGCAAAUUUAUUAUUUUUCGAGGAUUACGAAGAAUACGAAUGAAUAAUUUUGACGAAUUUUGACUUUAAGGCCUGAUUUCUUGUGAAAAUAAGAAGCUUGCAUGCUGAUACUUCCAGGAUCAAGAACCUUUCUCCCCAAUCGGCCACAAAUUCCAACCCCAAAGUAAAGUGACUUUCCAUUUUACAGUAAAAAUUCCGAAAAGAAAAGUUUUUUAUGAUCAGCUGUGUAUGUUUUCAACUUGCUUGACAAAUUUUAACACGUAACAGUUUCUUCUGAACCUUUUCUCUGAUUAAUUGCCUCCAGAACGAACCACAGAUCCGAUUUCCCAAACAGAUCAACUAAAUAUAUAUCAUUCUUCUGAGUAUGACGCAACUCGCUUCUGGUCGGAAGCCCACAAAAACCCGUCUCCCUUCAUUUUUUCUCGACGAAUCACUGUCGACGACAAAUUUGGACCCCACGUUCCUACUUUCUCUCUUUCUCCAAUCCUUGUUAACUAGUCGAGUUGCGGACGAGCGCACCCGACAUUGGGGUUACGGUAGAAGUUGGAAUUUUCGCGGCGCUCCUUUCUCUGGGAACUCGCACGUGGCUGUGGUAAUUUCAUCAGCGAUUGCGUCUUCCUCAGACCAUUUAGGAAAAACUUGGUCCCUUUUCCUGUUUUCUGUAGUGUUUGGAGCUUGGUUUUUAAUUAGUUUUCCGAAUUGUUUUUGUUUUAAAGGUUUUUGAGAGUUGUUUUUUGUAACACACCGCUUUCGAAAGGCUUCAAAUGUUUAGGUAAAAAAGCUGCUUGACGAAGAUUUUUGCUCCAUGGAUAAUAGAUGUUAUAAAACCUGUGAACUUUAUUCCAGGAAUAUGUACAACUUUUUAAAAAUGUUUUUGCUGUAGCUUUCAGUUUCCGUUAUCAAGUUUAACGGAAGAAGAAACAAUCGGUUUCAAUAGGAACAUAAAUUCUUUCAAAGACUUGUAGAAACGUAUGUGAUUUUGGAAAUUUCUCAUUCAAACAUUUCUUAUUGAGUUGUACAUUGAGAAUCGAAAUGGAAAAAAUUAGCGGGCAUAAAUUGGAAAUUAAUAUUUGAGGAUUUUUUAAUAAAUGCUGUUUAUGUUUAUCCUCAAAGCAGAUAGUUCAAGUUUGGAAACGUUUUUUUCAAUUUUCAUUUUUCUCUCGGGAACGUUUUUAGAUCGUCAAAAUAGGGAAAGUAUAGAAUUUUUAGGCUCAUAAAAGCGUUUUAUAAUUCAUUUUUGUACUUGAAUAUGAAGGAUUUUUUUCAAACCUGAUUCUUUUUCUCUGCAACCAAUUUAUUUUCUCAUUUUUCUUCCGAUUUCCAUCAUAUCAAUUUUUUUUCUCCCGUCUUGAAUGUCUGAACUCGACCAAACGGAACCGCACAAAAAAACUGUCCUCGAAAAAAUGGUCCGAUUUUAGCGAUGACAAUAGAAAAAUGGCAACAUUUGGCAACAUUUUCUCGACUGCAAAAUUGCGCACCCAGCCAUGUAUUUGGUCGUUUGUCAAAGUCGAAUCAAGACCAUCUGAUUUGAUAAGAGGAAGACGGUUCAACAACGUGCCUUUUUUUUUGUUCUUGAAGAUUCACUGUUUCUGAUCGGAAGGCGUUGGUCAAAAAUUAGAGAAUCAUCAACAGUGAGUCUUCUUUGUAGUUUGCCAAACUGUUCAAAAUUUUGAAAAGUGGCGAAAUUUGAGUUGAUAUGAAGAAAUAAUGUGUCGCUGCUUCUAGAAAUUCUGAAAAGUGCUGGAAAAUUAGCAGUUUAGUGAAAAAAGACCGAUUUAAAGAUGAAGCGAUUUUGAUGAAAAAGUUGAAGAUUCAUGCGAAUUUUGCCAGACGCAUCUAAUAUUGUGUGUUCAAAAUAAGUUGUGCAACAAAAAUGAACGCGAAACGGACGUGCUCCGGAUGUUUCAGCGCGAUUCUAGGGAUCACUUAAGAGUGCUGAGGCUACUAAAGUGGUCACUAGAAAUGCCCCGACACGUCCGAUUCGCGUCCCGUUCGCGUUACCAAUGUCCGAGAAGUCAUUAGAAAGUUUUGAGGUAAAAAUAACUUCAUAGACGGCAAAUUUGCUUCAUGGAUAAACAAAAAAUGGUUUUUACAAAUUUCAUGUUUGAACCUAAUUUCAGUGCUUGUAAACGGAGGCUGUGAAGAAGGUUAUAGAAAAAAAAAAAUCUAGAGCAGGGAAAAUAGUAUUUCUGGCGGAAAAUAAUGUAUAGGACAGUUUUAAAAAGCUUCAUUUCAAAUUUUUUUGAGCAACCUCGUUUUUUUCUGUGUCUCGCCAUCGCUUCGAAACUAACUUGGAAAAUUCUUGUCCACUUCAAAAUUUAUUUAUUUCUAUUUUUCAAGUUACAUAAAAUGUAAUAACCGAAAUGGGUCUUUUUCGAGUUUUUCACGAACUUUUUAAUUUUUCUUUCAAUCUCAGAAAGUUUCUGCUGCUCUCAAAAUUCAGCCACGUUGCUACUUUUCCGACGGAAAUAACCUUGAACUCGUAUCAUCAACUCAACUCGAAUCAAAUUGAAUCACUACGUAGUCUGUUAGGAGAAGAAGAAGAAAAAAAGAAAGGAAGGAACAGUUUCGUUGAAGUCGAGGAGGCGGCGCCUCGGAAUGACUGCACCCAGCCGUUUUAACCCCUGGGUUGCCAUGUUGUAGAGACCUUUUUUCUUAUUUUUCCUAGGAAAAUAGUUUUUUGGGGUUGAGUUAAGGUUAUGAAAAUAAAGAAAUUGAUUUGAAUUUUUUUUUUCAGUUUUUCAGUACGGUUUCCUGGAAAUCCUAAAAUUUCAAUUCUUCUAAUAAUCCUUCUUUUUCAUAUUGAGUCAACUCUUUUUCCACUAACAAGCUUCACUAGCAAGUGAUAGGUAAACGUUGAAGAGACACUAGAGAAGCAGAAAAUGUUCAAUUCUCUGGCGUCUCUUCCAACCGCUGCUGUUCUCUCGCUUUUAAUUUUGCUGUUUAACACCCUCGGCGUGAUUCCCUUGAAAGGAGACAACUUUGAAAGGACUUAAUGAGGAGAAAAUUAGAAAACAAUGAAAGCCGAGAGAAGGCAGAGAAAGAAAGUCUAGCCGUUUCUCUGGCUCCUCUCUGUUCUCUGUUGAUUUAUGACUUUUUUUCCAAGGUCCAAGUAAAAUUAUCUUUCAAUUCUUUUUCACUAUUUUUCUCUUUCUCUCAAAAAACCUCCCUGAUCCCUUAAAAUGGAAUUUUUCCAGCAAAAUGACCUCAACACGGACGAUUUUGCGCAAUAAGCGACUUGUUUCCGCCGCUGGAGCCGAGUUCAACUCGAAACGGAACUAUUCACCUUUACCUGUAGGCUUCAAAUCAAUGACCUUUUUCGAAGGGGUUUUUUUACAGGUCGACCCAUUGGCAAGGUUCAAGAAAAUUUCCCAGCAAUCGGCGCCAAAAGUUUUGAUCACCGGAUCUCUUGGACAACUUGGCAGAGGCCUCAAUUCAGUUUACAAGUUGGUUUUUUAAAAUUUCGAAUAUCAAUUUGGUUGAAAAUAUUUUCAAAAGCAGAAACUUCAAUUUCCCCAGGAGUUUCGUGGGAAAGAACGAAAUGUUUCAGUAGUCUCUGUUCAGUUCAUUUUAAAGUAGGUAGAUGUCGAGUUUGUGUUUUUUUUUUUUACCCCUUUCCUAUGAAAAAAUAGGUUUUAUCAAUUUUCCAUCAUUUGAAUUUUAUUUUCAGAAAGUUGAGCCCCCAUAUAAAUUGAUAGAUACUUUUUUUUCGCUUUUUAAAGUUAGGUUUUAUCAAUUUUCCCUCUUAUGGCAAUCAUUUCCAAGAACGAAAUAAUUCCAGAUACAUGUACGGCAAUGAAUGCGUGACGAUGACCGACAUCGUCAAGGUGCCUUCUGGAGCGACGGACGUCAGUGAGUUGUCUAACGUCAUCAGAAAACAAAAACCCGAAAAAACUCCCUUUGAAGACUUUAGUGAGUUAAUUAGCGACAUUUCAAAACAAAAUUUCAAAAAAAAUUGCAUGUUAAAUCGCCCCAUCGUGAAUGUGAUUUUGAGUGAAUGAUUUGAUUAGACAAUAUUUCCACCCACGUGGUGAUGAAAUUGGCCGAUCGCCAAACAUCAACCGAGAAAUCUCGUGUCAGGCGCUUGAAGACGUGAAAAAUUUCGUUGAAAUCGUUGGGACGAGACCAAACGUUCAAAAUUGUCCGAGGGAGGAUCUUGUAGUCAUGAAGAUAUUUAUGGAUGCUUCGGGGAACUUUUUCGCUGAUCUCAUAGUUUUUUUUUUACUUUGGGGGUUUGAGAAUAGAAAACCAUGGUCGCAAAGGGCGGAAUGGCUAGGUUAAAGAAGGUUGUUUCUUGAGACGCGCCAGACCUGAAACGACUUGCGCUCUAAGAGACUACGCUUUUUUCUAGUCUAGAUUUGACAUUUUUCUAAUAGAAAACACCACCGCUAAGAGAUCACUAUAUGCUUUAGGAUCGGACAGUAUACCGAAAGCCUAAAAGUCUUACUUGAAUCCCGUAUUCGAGUAAUUAUGAAGUUUUUGGGAAUCUUAGACUUUUUACAAUGGUAACUGAUACUUUUCUGAGCUCCUUUUAUAAUCAUUAUUCUGGAAUGAACACUUUCUAUAUAGCCCUGAAGCUCAUCAAAACCCUAGAAUGAACACUUCAAAAAGAUAGGUCAUUAUAGGGUUUGAAUGAAUCUUCACGAGAUUCAUUCAAACCCUAUAAUGACCACUUCUUUGUAACAACUUCUGGAACGAAAACCUCUUAAAAAUUCACUCCAACUCGAAAAUUUACGUUCUUUUUGCAGACAACUACCACUAUCUUGACAUUUUGAACACCUCGGCGAUCGAAGAAGCCGUUGUUAAUAAGGUUGAACUGUUCCCCUUUUUCUCCAUUAAUUUGAGCUUCUACAGGGAAUCGACACACUAAUCCACUUUUCUGCACUUUUAUCCGCAGUUGGCGAGCAAAAUGUUCCGUUGGCCUUGCAAGUCAACUGCCGCGGUGUUGAGAACAUCCUCGAAGUGGCCAGGUUCGUCUUUUUUUUUGAGUAGUUUAAAGAACGACCAGUGAACCGGUUGGACGGAGGAAAGACUGCAGUUUUUCGUGGUUUAUGAUGAGAGGAUGGUCUUGGAGACCGUAUAAGGAAGAGAACUGCUUGGGAAUGAAAAAAAAAACGGAAGGAUCGGGUUUAUUUAUGGCCACUUUUAUAACUCUCCUUUCUAUUUAGGUUUGGAGAUAAUAAUGUACUCGAUUUUAUUUCUUAGUUCCAUUUUUUUCAGAAGGCACAAGCUCAAGGUGUUCAUCCCAUCGACAAUCGGCGCAUUCGGUCCAACAACUCCUCGCGAUAACACUCCUGAUUUGACUAUUCAAGUGCCCACUACUAUUUAUGGCGUCAGCAAGGUACAAUUCAAAUCAAAGUUUCAAAAAAAAACGUCUCGAAAAUUAAAGGUCUACGCCGAAAGACUGGGCGAAUACUACAACUCCAAGUUUGGCGUCGAUUUCCGUUGCCUUCGAUUCCCUGGCAUCAUUUCGGCGACCAAGCCCGGAGGAGGCACGACUGGUGAGGAUUAUCGAGUGAAAAUUUGAAAAGAAAAAAAAAACUACAAGGCUCCGCUGGAUACGUUUAGCCAUGGGUCAAAAUUUCAAUGGGGUGGCAUUUUUUGCAUCAUUUUUUCUUUAUAGUAUGUGCAGAUUUUUAAUGUCAAGUGCAAUGACGUCAUUCAAAACGCUCUGUGGAUGGCUCGCUCUCUGAUAGGUUUAUCGCACCAUUAGGGGCGGAGCUUGAGCAACGACUUGACAUUCAAAAAUCUGAACAGACUAUAAUUUUAAUUUUUUUCUACUUGAAUUUUUUUAUGAAGAUUAAGUCGUUUUUAAUUUUUUUUUUUUUCCUUUAUUUCACUUUCCCACCAAUAAUUGAUUGCUUCAUAGUUGUAAUGAUUAACUUUCAACGUUUUAACAUGUGUUUUUUUUUCGUCAAUUUCGUCAUCUAAAUGAAUAUUAUUUUUCAGAUUAUGCCAUUCAAAUUUUCUACGACGCACUGGAAAAGGGCCGUCACACGUGCUACCUCCGACCGGAUACCGUCUUGCCAAUGAUGUACGACACCGAUUGCAUGGCUUCCGUUGUUCAGGUUCGAAGAAAUGUUCGGAAAAUUCAUAAAAAUCGAACAUUUCUAGUUCCUUGCCGCCGACGCGUCCUCACUGGCCAGAAGAACCUACAACGUCACAGGAUUCUCGUUUACUCCUGAGGAAAUCGCCGCCGCAAUCCGGAAAGUGAUGCCAGCCUUUGAGAUUGACUACAAGAUUUGCCCCAUCCGGCAAGCUAUCGGUGAGUUUUUGAGGCUGCAAAGCCAGAAAAUAGUUUUUGAAACGAAUUUUAAAACCGAACCUCUUCAGAAUCGUUAUUUUGUUAGUUUUCAAGAAAAUUUCAAGUAUUGUCAUUGAAAAAUAAUCUAUUUUAGCCGAUUCUUGGCCUCGAUCUCUUGACGAUUCUGGCGCCCGACAGGACUGGGGCUGGAACCCGGAGUACGCCCUCGAUGAGACCGUUCAGGUAAUCUAGGAAAUUACAUUAAAUUAUCAAUUUUUUUAUUAAUUUAGAUCAUGUUCGCCCUGUUGCAAAGAGAAACUGGCGGCACAACGGCGCCAAAAGUCGCCAGCGCUUAA
Molecule: messenger RNA, 7851 nt
Organism: Caenorhabditis auriculariae
Lineage: Eukaryota; Metazoa; Nematoda; Chromadorea; Rhabditida; Rhabditidae
Source: the annotation of a GenBank genome assembly